UUGGCCGUUCGCGUUGUUCAACCGCCAUGUUUGUGCAAACAAAAGAAACACUUUCCGCACCUGUACAGUCGCUUAGACUCAUGCAUGGCUUGCACCUCGUGACAACCACAGAAGAACAUCAAAAUGUAAUAUAGGCAGUGUAAAGCUUUGGAUUAGACGGCGGCUAUCAUAAUGCCCUUUCCAAUUACGAAUCAAGUGCAAACAGCCCCACAGACGCCAAGGCACUAUGGGAUAACAUCUCCCAUCAGCCUAGUCCUGCCGAAGGAGUCAGACCUGGUGCUAACUCAGAGACUGACCGAGGCACUGAAGCCUUUCGGGGUAUUUGAGGAGGAGCUGGAACUGCAGCGGAGAAUCCUGGUUUUGGGGAAACUGAAUACACUGGUUAAGGAGUGGAUCCGUGAGAUCAGUGAAUCCAAGAAUAUACCAGCAUCGUUGAUGGACAAUGUUGGUGGAAAAAUAUUUACAUUUGGCUCGUACAGGUUAGGAGUACAUACAAAAGGUGCGGAUAUAGAUGCCCUCUGUGUCGCCCCUCGCCAUGUGGAGAGGACUGACUUCUUCACCUCUUUCUAUGAGAAAUUAAAGGAGCAAGAGGAGGUCAAAGACUUGAGGGCUGUGGAAGAGGCUUUUGUUCCUGUGAUUAAGCUGUCCUUUGAUGGAAUUGAGAUUGACAUAUUGUUUGCCCGGCUGGCGCUGCAGACCAUUCCAGAGAAUUUAGACUUGCGAGAUGAUGGUUUACUGAAGAACUUGAACAUCCAUUGUAUAAGGAGCCUGAAUGGCUGCAGGGUGACUGACGAGAUCCUUCAUCUAGUACCCAACAUUGAGAAUUUCCGGCUUACUCUCCGAGCCAUCAAACUGUGGGCCAAACGCCAUAACAUUUAUUCAAACAUAUUGGGUUUCCUGGGUGGUGUGUCUUGGGCCAUGCUGGUGGCACGGACCUGCCAGCUCUACCCCAACGCUGUGGCUUCCACACUUGUGCACAAGUUUUUCCUGGUCUUCUCCAAGUGGGAGUGGCCCAAUCCAGUCUUGUUGAAGCAACCAGAGGACUGUAACCUCAACCUGCCCGUCUGGGACCCAAGGGUAACUCCUAGUGACCGAUAUCACCUCAUGCCCAUCAUCACACCAGCCUACCCUCAGCAGAACUCCACAUACAAUGUAUCUGUGUCUACACGGAACAUCAUGGUCGAAGAGUUCAAACAGGGUCUUGCCAUCACAGAUGAAAUAUUGCAGAACAAAGCAGAAUGGUCCAAACUAUUUGAAGCUCCAAACUUCUUUCAGAAAUACAAGCAUUAUAUUGUGUUGCUAGCAAGUGCGUCCACUGAGAAGCAGCACCUGGAGUGGAUUGGCCUCGUUGAGUCCAAGAUCAGAAUCUUGGUGGGGAACUUGGAGAAAAAUGAGUUCAUCACACUUGCCCAUGUGAAUCCUCAGUCUUUCCCAGGACCAAAGGAAGGCAAUGAUAAGGAGGAAUUCAGCACAAUGUGGGUUAUUGGCAUUGACUUCAAGAAAAUGGAAGGGUCUGAACAUCUUAAUGUGGACUUGACAUUUGAUAUCCAGUCCUUUACAGACACGGUGUACCGGCAAGCCAUCAGUAGCAAGAUGUUUGAGCCUGACAUGAAAAUAACAGCCAUGCACGUGAAGAGGAGGCAGCUUCACCAGCUCCUGCCAGACCUGGUCAUCCUGAAAAGACGAAAGCACUCCACGGACGGCCUGCGGAUGAUGAAUGAGAGCAGCGUGGAUCUGGCCCUGGACAGCGACAACAGCAUGUCUCUGCCCUCCCCCACCAGCACGGCGCCGUCCUCCUCCUGCCUCGUUGCUGCCAAGAGUGUGCGCUCUGCCAGUCCCCACGGCUCCAUAGGGAUCACUGCCAUUUCGGAAUCACAAAUUAAAACGGACCUUCCGGGAGGCGCGCCUGCAGUUGGAGAAACCAAACCCCCCGGGGCCGUGGGUGCCAGCAGCAGCCCGGCUCCCAUGGGCCCCCCUACGGGCAAGAGACCGGGCUCGCCUCUCCUCUCCGACAAGGACAAGAAGCUCAAGGUGGAGCCGGAGUCUACCUCAGAGGCCAAAGGCAGAGAGCACAGGGACAGUCAGCCUGCUGUGGAGGCUGAGGUAGGAGAUCCGACCCCUUUAGAAGGAGAGACCGGGAUGACAGAGUUGGACAUGGAAAAGAAUAUUCCUCCAGCUCAGAGAAUUCCAAGUGCGGAUCUGUCUGAUGUCCCUCUCCUCCCUGCCAAUCCCAUUCCUGUGGUGAAAAACUCCAUAAAACUCCGGCUAAGCAGGUAGUCAGUCAGCUCCUCGGCCUCUUUCACAGCGGCCCGAUGGGAGACCCAACAGUGGCACCCGCCCCGUGCAGAGUGACAGACGGCCUCGGGCGCAACGUGUACCCGAGAGCCCCACAUGCAGUGCUCCGCUCUGUCCACAAGAGGGCAGCGCUGCUCUUCCGUAAACUCCCUGAUGGUUGUCGCCCAACUCCUUUCCUCCACGGAGAAAACAAUGAUGCAUAAAUAUGAUGUCAUGCCCUCACAGCCUCCUUGUAACAACUAAACGUGUGUUUGUGUGAGCACGUUGACAUAACGCUUGUAUAUUCCCAUAGUCCUAUCUUCCUGUUUGUUCUCAGACACCGGUAACAUUUCCUCUACAUAAGUACAAUUUUUUUUGUGAUUCUGUAAUAAUGUGGCAUAUUCUCUAGACUGCAGUAGGUUGAUUGGGAGUCAGUCCACUGUAUAUGAAUCUUAUUUGGAGAUCAGGUUUAAAAAGGUGCUCAGAUAAUGAAGCUACAUCAGGUUAGUCAGUACUAAUGAAAAUAGUUGUUUUUAAUAGAAAACAAAGAUGGAAUGAAUGAGAAGGUCUGACCAAAUUAAUCUCUGAUUUAGAGAUUAUUCUAGUCUAAACAUCUCUGCUGUUUUGCAUUGAUAUCAUCAAGUGGUAUGUGUACCAUUGGGGUGGAAUGGGUAGUAUUUUCCUAUCGAGCUUGAUUCCUGCUCGCAUUGUCUCGUUUUAUCUCAUUGAAAUAUAUUAUUUAAAAAAAGAGAAAAAUGCAUUUAUUUGCUUCAAACCUUUCCUUUAGUGCCAGGAUUUUUCUCUUUCUUUCUUUUUUAUUUUAUUACCAACCUGGAAUUAGUGAUGCAUAUUUAAAUGCAUAUUGACCUGGCAUUAGUAGUACAUUAACCCAAGCAUAUGCUGUCAUAAGCUUUUGGAUAUGAUGAGGAAAUCAAAGCUGUAGUACAUGAAGUUUGUAAUUAAUGGUAGCUAUUGAGGCAGAAGAAUGAUUUAGUUGAUUCUUGAAACGUGCACGGGCUUUUCUUAUUCAGUAAUUUUGCUUAUGUUAAGAGAUUUGUUGGUCUUACUUACAUGUAUGAAAUCACGUGGAGGUACAGUACUGUUGUCUCAAGAAAGGUGUUGUUCUAUAUAUUUCACCUCUUCAGUGAAAAACCUCCUUUGGUUUCAGUAUUCUCAGUUCAACUUUACAUAGGCUUAUUUGUAAGAACAAGCUAUUGUACUUUUUUCACAAAUAAAGGUCUACAAAGUUGCAAUGAAA
Messenger RNA from Electrophorus electricus (electric eel), 3532 nucleotides. It is a transcript of the gene papola, whose product is annotated as poly(A) polymerase alpha. Gene Ontology annotation, biological process: RNA 3'-end processing. Lineage: Eukaryota; Metazoa; Chordata; Actinopteri; Gymnotiformes; Gymnotidae. Gene Ontology annotation, molecular function: RNA binding; poly(A) RNA polymerase activity. The record is from RefSeq and is a predicted model, not a curated record. Gene Ontology annotation, cellular component: nucleus.